AGUAUUUCUCCCAUUCUAUGAGUGUGUAAAGCAAACAUUAUGCUAAUAUUCAAAUGCAAGCUUAUUAUGCAGACUUAGCAAAAAAAUAUGAUAUCCAAUGUAAAACAAUUGUCUGGACAUGGAGGUUUUUAAUAGAUGUAAAAGGCAUUCGACAAUUCAGUCGUACAACUUUAUCGCCAUAAGGAAGACAACUCAAAAGAAGAAGCCGCUGUUGAACGCAAUUCUCUGAUAAAACUCAAUCAUAAUGAAAGUUUUAAGAUUAACCAUCGUACCGGUAAUGGAGACACUGGAUAACUUUCGUAUAGACAAACGUCUUACUGCAGACCCCUUCUUUGGCAGCGCCUUUUUGAUGUUCGCUUGUCUCUCCGUUUACAUGCUUGUGGUGCUGAAACUUGGACCACAAUUCAUGAAGAACAGAAAGCCCUACAAUGUGGACCAUAUAAUGCGGCUUUACAAUGUCAUGCAAAUUCUUCUCAAUUUAUUUGCUUUCUAUGAAAUGACUCGUUAUAGCUAUUGGAGAUCCGAUUUUAAUCUACUGUGUGAAGGAUACAAUCCACAGGAUGUAAGGCCAGCCACAAUGGGCUUAACAAGGCCAAUUAAGCUAUAUCUAAUAUCAAAAUAUUUGGACUUUUUCGAUACGUUCUUCUUCUUGCUUCGAAAAAAGUUUAAUCAAAUAAGUUUCCUACAUGUCUAUCACCAUAUAUUGAUGGUAUCCGCAACCCAUUCCUAUGGCUCACAACUUUUUGCAUCACAUUUCACCGCUACUGGUGUUGUCAACUCUUUCAUUCAUGUGGUUAUGUAUACUUACUAUCUGCUGGCAUCCUUGAAACCAAACAUCAAUCUAAAUAAAUGGAAAAAGAUGGUAACCCAACUGCAGCUACUACAAUUCGGUUUGUUAGCCAUUCAUUACGGCCUGCCGCUGUUCUUUAGUAAUCAAUGCAACGUCAGCAUACCAUGGUUGUGGGUUGCAUUUUUAAAUAACGCCUGCAUCAUGGGUCUCUUUUCGAAUUUCUAUUACAAGACUUAUAUUCGUGCAAGAUCGAAGCAGCAUUCUGUUGAAAAGGCACAAUGAGUAGACAAAUG
This is a messenger RNA of Stomoxys calcitrans (stable fly), 1083 nucleotides long. RefSeq names its product elongation of very long chain fatty acids protein 7-like. Bases 245 to 1072 code for a protein of 275 amino acids. Gene Ontology annotation, molecular function: fatty acid elongase activity. Gene Ontology annotation, cellular component: endoplasmic reticulum membrane. Lineage: Eukaryota; Metazoa; Arthropoda; Insecta; Diptera; Muscidae. The transcript has 4 exons. The record is from RefSeq and is a predicted model, not a curated record. Gene Ontology annotation, biological process: fatty acid elongation, saturated fatty acid; sphingolipid biosynthetic process; very long-chain fatty acid biosynthetic process.